GCAACCUCGGAGUCAGGCAUCACUUGUGAGGCUUGCCUCCCAUGUGUUAGCUGCAUGGUUAAGGCCUGGUGUCUUACAGUGGCUAGGACAAUCCAUCCAAUUUCGAAAUUUUGGGUCUUUAGCUGGUUACUGAGCCCUUGUGGGACCCUUCUGAGGAAGUAAUCCUAGAACUCCACAGGGUUUCCCACAGUGGACCCCGGUGAACUGCCAACGUUUGAUUAUUCACCCAUCAGUUCCCGUUGCCAGCUCAAUUGACUUCAUACUCUGACUGGCCCUGAUGUCCAAAGUCAACUUGUUUAUAAAGAAAAGCUAUUCUGAGCUCUUCAUCCUAUAGACUGAUAAGUUUCCAACCUUGAACUAGCUUGUGGAUUAUACCGUUACUGGAAAAAGUAAUUCUUCAGAUAUCAAGGUGACAAUAGCCCAAGAAAACCCAGCCAGAGUCAGGCAGACGGUUGCAUUCAUUUAGAAACAGGAAGGCUAUACCAUACUAGGGAGCCAGCACCCAUCAAAGGCAAAUCCUGAAGUGAGUCCAUGUGGCAACCUAAACAGUGUGGGAUGGAGAUGAAGCCUGAAGCUUCUGGGCAAGGUCGAAAACGGAAAUACUUGGAUGAAGGUGGGAUGGAGAUCAAGUCUGAAGCUUUAGGACAAGUUAAAAAAGUGAAACACCAGGAUGAGGGUGCAACGGAUUUGGAGUUUGAAGAGCCCAGGAAAACCUGGAAGAGGAUACCUCAAGAACAGCAAAACCUAGAGCUUCAAAGUCAACAGUCAGGCAAGGAUGAGCUAUGGGAACCCCAUCAAGCAACUCUAAGACAACUAAAGCCCCUAGAGUGGGCCACAGGUCCACAUGAGCAGGCCAUAACUGCAAGAAAGUCUGGGGAUGGUAACAAGGGUCUCAAGAGGCCCUGGUGUGUCAUAGAGGAAUAUGCUGAAAACCACCAAAGGCAAAAGUACCAAAGGUUACUGCAGCACCUUCCACCCAGUGAUAACAUGAAAUCUGACCCACAGAGGGCUCACACAACCCUGGUGGAUACUCUGAAGAUCGAAGAUUGUGUGGAAGUGCACAGUCAUGGAUCCACAACAACCCAGUGUGAUCCUAAACAAUCUACUGUUGUUACCACAAAGGAAUGUGUCUCACCAGACAAAAAAGUGAAGACGUGUACAGAGAACUCUUCUGAUACACAGAAGAAAGAUGCAGUAAACCUUGAAGAAAGAAGAGGACACCACUUGGAGCCUGACUUGCAAAGAGCAGAGGCUCAAGUCUUCCUGCAUAGUGGCAGCAGUAGGUCACUCCCCAACAAGAAGCCAGUAGUUAUGGCAGAGAAAAAGCCUGUUGCAGAACAGGAAAAGGGGAGAGGAACAGAUGAAGUCCUUAGUGUUACAGAGGACAUGGAAAAGGAAAUUAAAAAUGCACUAGGUCCAGGACCCCAGGAAGAAAUCUUAACUAGUGCAUUCAAACUGCAUAUUACUCGAGGAGAUAUCCACACACUAGAGAAUGGUAAGUGGCUCAAUGAUGAGGUCAUCAAUUUUUACAUGAAUCUUCUGGUUGAGAGAAAUAACAAAAAAGGGUACCCAGCUCUUCAUGUGUUCAGCACUUUCUUUUACCCUAAACUAAAGCAUGGCGGCUACUGUUCAGUUAAAAGAUGGACUCGUGGAAUAAAACUGUUUGAAAAAGAAAUUAUUCUAGUACCUAUUCACCAGAGGGUACAUUGGAGCCUGAUAGUAAUCGACCUAAGAAAACAGAGUAUUGUUUACUUUGAUUCAAUGGGACAGACAGGGCAGAGUAUUUGUGAGACCAUCUUUGAAUAUUUACAAAAUGAGAGCAAAACUCGAAGGAACAUUGAGCUGGACCCUUUGAAGUGGAAAAGAUACAGUAUGGCUUCAAAGGAGAUUCCUCAACAACUGAAUGGGAGUGACUGUGGAGUUUUUACUUGUAAAUAUGCAGAUUACAUUUCUAGAGACCAACCACUUACCUUUUCUCAACAACACAUGCCCAUCUUUAGGAAGAGGAUGGUGUGGGAAAUCCUGAAUUGUCACUUACUGUAACAACAUCCACCUGGUUGCUAUGGCACCCCUGCACUUUUCCAUUGAUGUUUCUAUAUACCUCAAGCAAGAUGGGUUGAAAAGAUUUAAAACUCCCUGACCUAGGGAGUCCUGACCAAUGCCAUCUAUAGGCUGCAUGUAACUACUGCAAGCUUAGAAACUGCUAUUCAACCCACACAAGAACACAUGUUCAAAAAACAUUGUUUUAAUGUUGGUUAGUUUACGAAUUGUUAUAAUGUUUAAUUUAGUUUAUGAAUUGUUUUAAUGUUAGAUCUAUUUUAUGAAUUGUUUUAAUGUUGGAAUUAGUUUCUGAGUUGUUUUAAUGUUGGAUUUAGUUUAUGAUUUUUUACCUUCUUCCCCCACCAAUGAUUGUUUAUGUUUUUACUCACUCAUUUACAAACCUUGGCAGUUGUCAUUUUACAAUAUUCUCUAGUUACCAACUCUGUUUCUUGUUUGAACUGUUUAUUCCUGAAAGGAAUGCCCAUCACAAUGUCAUUCUCUGCUUAAGAUCAGGAGGGACAUCAGCAUGAAGAGGCAGGAAGUGUUGACUAGCAUCUCUAAUGCUGGAGUUUUAUCUGUUAACUUGAAGAUGGAGGGGUUUUUUAAUGUAUUUUUUUUUAAAGCUUGGAAAUAGUACAAGAAAGGACAAUGAAUUGCACAGACUGAUACUUUUCUGACCCAUCACACUCUACUAGACUUGCAUAGGAUGCAGAACUGUUGAGAAAAGCAUCAUGGUUAUUUAAAGACAUAUUCUUUCCCAAAAUUAAGGAGACUUGCCUUAGUUUUGGGAAGUUGAUUAGAAGUAACUAUAAUGGUAAAUAUCCAUUAUUAUCCCAGGUCUCAUUGAAUCCAAACCUCAGCUUUGCUAGGGCUGUAUUGAAUUAUUUGAAAAGUUUUAUUCCAUUUAAAGUUACUUUUUUUUUUUACUUAAUUCAUUAGAUUAAUAUUGAUGUAUCCCAUUCCCAUUGUGGAAGUGGGGCUUUAGAGUUGAUAUUGCUAAUUAUACAAUAAUCCAUUUUACAUGUGAUAAAUUGUAUUUAACUUUUCUGUUCAUUAUCUUACAGUUGUGCUUAUGCAAUUUUUAUUUAAUAAAGUUUAAAGUUGUUCAGAA
This is a messenger RNA of Peromyscus eremicus (cactus mouse), 3151 nucleotides long. Its product is annotated as sentrin-specific protease 2-like. Gene Ontology annotation, molecular function: deSUMOylase activity. The transcript has a single exon. The record is from RefSeq and is a predicted model, not a curated record. Gene Ontology annotation, cellular component: nucleus. Lineage: Eukaryota; Metazoa; Chordata; Mammalia; Rodentia; Cricetidae. Gene Ontology annotation, biological process: protein desumoylation. Bases 532 to 2043 code for a protein of 503 amino acids.